AUGAACUCCUUUCAGCCGGAAAGACUACACCUGCAGUUUCAUAAGGCUGUAGCUGAAUCUGCGAACAUCUGCGACUUCUUCGUAAGUGGUCUGACGCCGAUAAUUACAGAAGAGGACUUGUGGACUCAUUUUACUUCUUUUGGAGAGGUGUUUGACGUGCUUAUGUCAACGAAACCUAGUGAAAAUGCCUAUAUCGCAAUUCGGCCGACAGAAGAUCCGAUUGAAAUUACUGGAAAAAGACACUUUAUACGGGGAAUUGAGAUCAUUGCAGUGGAGUGCUAUUCAUUCGGUGAUGAUAACGGCCCCGAUCUCUUACGUGAGGAUGACGUGAAUCCCAAAGGAAUCUUCCUUGCAGAUCUGCCUAAAGAUACAACGAACUGCGAUCUAUUUGAAUACUUCUCACAAUUCGGACUUAUUACCGACGUUAUCUUGCUAAAAGAGAAGCUGGAUGGGGACAUUGGCCGCUGUGGUAUUAUAAUUUUCCGUGACGUGGAUGCAGUCAAGGAGGUGUUUGCUGCUCAGCCGCACCAACCUGAAGUGUUGUGUGAGGAAGACGUGAAUCCCAAAGGAAUCUUCGUUGCCGGUCUGCCUGAAGCCACAACGGACUGCGAUCUACAUGAAUACUUCUCACAAUUUGGCCUUAUGACUACCGUUUUUGUUAUGAAAGACAAGCGAGAAGAAAAGCGGGCUGAGGACUCUUGCCGCUGUGGUAUUGUAAUUUUCCGUGACACGGAUGCAGUCAAGAAGGUGUUUGCUGCUCAGCCGCACCAGUUAAAUUCGAGGCAAAUAAACGUUGAACCAGCAAAAUACAGGAAAGUCGACGACAAAAAAUUUGGAUUUUCAGUAUCUGACGAAGAUUUCGAUGACUCCAACGUUGAGUGCGAAGGCGAGAAUGCAAUAUACGAUUCUUGGGCAGGAUCCUCCGAACAGCUCGAGAUAUUUGUGGGCUCGCUGACACCAUAUACGACUGAGUUUCAGCUCGAAGACUACUUUUCUGCGUUCGGCAGUGUCGCAACGGCCCGAAUAUUGCAUGAUAGGGUCACCGGCAUGUCGCGUGGCUUCGGUUUUGUCACCUUUGCUGACAACACAGCCUUCAAGCAGGAUGUAUUGAAAGUCUGCCACUUCCUCAACGGUAGACGCCUACGUAUCAGGCUUUCAACGAACUUUCCCCAGUCU
This is a messenger RNA of Dibothriocephalus latus, 1176 nucleotides long. NCBI's taxonomy places the organism in Eukaryota, Metazoa, Platyhelminthes, Cestoda, Diphyllobothriidea, Diphyllobothriidae. The record is from the annotation of a GenBank genome assembly.